AUUAGCGUUUUUAAAUUCCAAACGUUAGGUGGCACCUCGGAGCAUUAGUAAAACUAUAUGGAAAGCCCAGACAUGGAAAUGACGUCACUUCGUGUGAUUAGCGAAACGCUUUACUUGUUUUUGUCCUGUCGAAGUUAUAUCAUGCAGCACAUGGUAUAAUAUGCAACACAUGCCCUUGCAAUUAUACUGUCAGGAAUGAUAAUACAAGUUGACGGAAAUGUAAAACCUGGUAUUGUUUUAAAAAUUUUACGACUUUCUUUACAGUUUCGUGUACAUACGAACAUAUUGAUAAUUACUUCAAAGGACACGAAGUAUAGUGUUUGUAGGUGGUAAUCUACAUUCGGCCGACCACACCGUUGAUCACUCUUUACCAGACACCGCUUUCGUGUUCAGAAUAAUUGGCCGUCCGCGAAAACCUGGGAUGUGCGCUCGUGCGUGACACCGGCCUGACGUCAUCCCGUUGAAGAAGGAGCGGCCUCAGUUUGCUUGACUGUCGCCAUCUGGUUCGACGUGGUGUGUGAGAGAGAAGUUGUGCCGGAGGGUCGAAUUAACGUCGGUACUUGAUUAGCAGUGUGAGAAGUGGCCUCCCUUUAUGGAAGUUUCGAUCAGUAUAGGCGAGUCAACGCAGAACGUUUUGUUGUGCUAUGCGUUGAAAUGGUGUUUAUGACAGAUUUAUUGAAGAAAGUAGAAUUUAAAUAGAGAUGCAUGAUUCAGUGUUAGUUUAUGUCUUAUCGUCGCGUGCUUUACUUCUGUGUGAAUCAAACGGUAACCAUGUUCAACUUCAAACAGAGAAUUGCGAUUACCUGUAAAUUAAAACAAUUUCCACUGUGAAUAUCACUUAUUUCAAAACAUAAUCAUGGAACAAACAGACAAUGCGGAAGUAGCACCCGAGGUACCCGUAGAUGCAGAAAGGGCGGAAUUGGUCGAAAAAGCUAAAAUGUCCGAGCAAGCUGAGCGGUAUGACGACAUGGUCGAAAGUAUGAAAAAAGUAGCUCAGAAAGACACGAAAUUGCAAGCUGAAGAACGUAACUUGCUGUCGGUCGCGUUCAAAAAUGUAGUUGGGGCAAGAAGGUCAUCGUGGAGGGUAAUUGCAACCAUUGUUGGUAAAGAAACCGAAGAAAGAAAGGUACAGCUUAAUACUGCGUAUUUAUCCAAGAUAACCAGCGAGAUUGAAGCCAUCUGCAAGGACGUAGUGGAACUCAUUGACACAAGCCUUCUCAGUAGAGAUGACUUGGAAGUAGACAGUAAAACAUUCUACAUGAAGAUGAAAGGAGAUUACUUUCGUUAUGUAGCUGAGGUUUUAAAGGAUGAAAAGAAGACUGCUUUCGGCGAAAAGGCAAACGCAUCGUAUUCAGAAGCAUACGACUUAUGCAAAUCCGAGAUGCCUGCGUCCCAUCCAAUCAGACUUGGUUUAGCACUCAACUACUCAGUGUUUUACUACGAAAUCCUUUCAGAUUCCAAACAAGCACUUUUAAUUGCUCAAACGGCGUUCGACGAAGCCGUCAAAAACAUGGACGAUUUACCAUCAAGCACAUACAAGGAUAGCACUCUCAUUAUGCAGCUACUUCGCGAUAAUAUUACGCUAUGGACAGCUGAUGCACCGUCGGAAGACAAAUCAGAUGAUGGAAAUGAAGAAGAUGCCGCAUAAAGAACAAACUAUUAUUUUGUCUUUGUUAAACUUAUCUUCUUGUGCGUCAUACUGGUUACUUUUAAGUAGAUUUAGUCUGUGAGAUACAUUUCGUUUUGUUAAUCUCUUAACGUAUUUUUCAGCGUUUCGUAUGUGAAACUAAAGACGGACUACAAUUAACUAGAUCAUGUUGUUUUUAAAUGGCUAAACACAUUUAGGUAAAACAAUCCAACUUAUAUCAAGAGAAAGUUAUAGUCAAGCGGCCUAACCUUCUGCACAGAUGAUAAUCUAUGUUGUAUGUUUAUUAUGUGCAACUGUUACCGAUUGUGUAAGUUCCAUGUCGUGGAGGUAUAAUUUCCGUAUGGUAAUACCUUUAUUACAAGCAAAUACCUGUUACGAAUUGUAUUUAUUGGUAAUCUAAUUGAUCCCACUUUGUUUUAUGUUUCCCGAUUAAAUAAAGUACAGUGGGGUAAGAUGA
Messenger RNA from Ciona intestinalis (vase tunicate), 2105 nucleotides. Its product is annotated as 14-3-3 protein zeta-like. NCBI's taxonomy places the organism in Eukaryota, Metazoa, Chordata, Ascidiacea, Phlebobranchia, Cionidae. The record is from RefSeq and is a predicted model, not a curated record.